UAUUGGUGGUCCAUUGGUCCUACUUUCGGUUUGGUUGUGGGAACAUUUCUCAGUUGGACGACCGAGAGUGAUUGGUCACGACGCCUGGGACGAUCAUGACAAUCCGCUACGGAAGCCUACAUGGGCGUACAAGUGGGAUGAGGUUUCGGAGUUCACUGGUGACCCAAACAGGAUGUACAGGGAGUACACCAAUGAGUUUGACACGCUAACCUCUGAGCAGGUGACAUGGCAGCCAUAUGGACCGCGGGACAAUUUUGCUUUCAUCCCUGAUUUCCAGUUGAACCCGAAGUGCACGGAGGAAUCACAUCUUUGGCUGAUGCGGUGCCCAUUGAUAUGCUUAUAUGCAGUCGAGUUCCACCUUCCACAACGUGUGAUGACCCAAUUUGGGUUAUUUCAGGAUACACCGCCGAAGUGGAAGGACACAGGUGUCGCGCUUCACGGCUUGGACAAAAUGAAGCAGAAGAAGAUCAAGAACUGGGAGUCAUAUCAUGACAAGUUCAUCAAGAAAUGGAAUUACGUCGUGAGGGUGGCUAAUGAUAACCGACAAGUACAUCUCCAAGAGUACGAUGAAGCUGCAUUUGACAAAUAUCUUCGUUGGUUUCUUAGCGAGUCCCGUGUUGAGUUAUGCCCGUCUGCUUAUGAGGAGGGCAUAUUGGAGGCGCCCACAGGUUUUGAAGGGACUGCCAACCUUGAGUACAACAGGCUCAUCAGAGAGGGCAGACAAACCGGAUUCGCUCCUGUGAUCAACUUUAUUCGCCACUGAGAUCUCGCGCCAGAUUAGUGAAGCCGGCCAAGCACUCGCACAACCUCAGGGCAGGGAUUCUGAGAAUGCCCUUGGAGAGUUUGUUAAGUGUAGCGCUACUCGGUUACGUUCCUUAGCUCAUCUUCUUGGUUGCCGUACUGUCGAGGCCGACAUGCCCACCCAGUCGAGGUCCACUUCUUCUGAAGAGGAGGCGGCCGACGAGAUGACCCUGAGGGGGUUUAUGGAUGAUGCGCCUCAGCCUAGUCAGCCUACUGAGCGGCGUCACUUCAACUUAAAGCCUAGGAAGACCUUCAACCGUUAUACACCGGAGGCAUGGAACAAGAAACAAAAGAGGACCGUUGUCGAGUCCGAGAACGAGUUUGAGGACAAGGAGGAGCCGGCACCGAAGAAGGUUCUGAGGAGGUUGAAGAGGGUCGGGGUGGAGCCAGGGACGAAGAAGGUUGUGAGGCAGGCGAGGGGGAAGAAGUAGAUGUCUUGGUGAACUAUUGAAGUUGUCAUAGUUAGCUUCUAUUUGUAAACUUGUCGUAAUUCUGGACUUGUCGUUAUUGUAGACUUGCUGUGAAGUUUUCGUAACUGUGAAAUUCUUGUAAACUUAUCAACUUCUUGCCAAGCAUAGCGCCCGGUCAUGAAUCA
Triticum dicoccoides is the source of this 1396-nucleotide messenger RNA. RefSeq names its product serine/threonine-protein phosphatase 7 long form homolog. Lineage: Eukaryota; Viridiplantae; Streptophyta; Magnoliopsida; Poales; Poaceae. The coding region runs from base 173 to 763 and encodes 196 amino acids. The record is from RefSeq and is a predicted model, not a curated record. Gene Ontology annotation, biological process: meristem development; meristem maintenance. The transcript is spliced from 6 exons.